GGAAUAUGCCGCGCGCUCUAGGUACAAAUCGAAAGAGGGCAACUGAUGAAGUGAAAGAAUGGAGGGGGGGACAUCCGACGCAAUACCUCCGGGUUCCUCAGAUAACUUACCUGUUGUAAAUGUGCCUUGAUACGGCCACUACAUGCGCCAAUCGUCUAGGUAUGUGAGGACUAAUCUUCUACGGAUACCUAUGUGUCUAUGGCCUACCUACAUACCUACUGCCUAUCUGCCUUUACCUGUGACCUACCCCAUACGCAGGGAUGGUCUGUCAGGUAUGCACACAUAUGCCCACUCCAAAUUGGUGGUGUGGUGUGUGGUGUUGGUGUUGGUGUACAGCCGGAGGUAUAUGCACGGCGGGCUCCUCCAGCACCACACCAUCACGGCGGCCUUGGGUCGGACUGGUAGAGACCUUGACCGGCUUCGGGGCCAUCGCCGCCGUCAUCCUUGCUAUCCCUACGCACCGAGCUUCGCAACCCCCCCAGCCUGGCGCCGUAGCACCUCCUUAGGUACCUACUGUCCCACGAAUAUAUGUGAGGACCGGCGAGGCUAUUUAUUUCCUGGCCAGACGCCGUGAUUUGUCGAUCCACGGCGCCAACCGGAUGCUCUAAUGAGGGAUAGCAUGCCUGCGAUGCGGGACACACGUGCAGGUUCGCGCAGGAAGGGCGUCAGAGAAGGGGGAGAGAAACUUCCUCGGCCAACCCUACAGCGAUUAGCGAUUACUCAUGAUGAGUAAGCAGAUGCCGCCACCAUCUC
Molecule: messenger RNA, 753 nt
Organism: Durotheca rogersii
Lineage: Eukaryota; Fungi; Ascomycota; Sordariomycetes; Xylariales; Xylariaceae
Exons: 2
Coding region: 143-574 (143 amino acids)
Source: RefSeq, a predicted model, not a curated record